AAUAUGCAUACACAUUGAAAGUGGACGAGAAAAGUGAUGUGUAUAGUUUUGGAGUGGUGCUGCUAGAGCUUCUCACCGGAAGAAGGCCGGUGGGCGGCGAUUUCGGCGAAGAAGGGCUAGACAUAGUUCAAUGGACAAAGCUCCAAACAAAUUGGAACAAAGAGAAGGUGGUGAAGAUCCUUGAUGAGAGGCUAAACCAACACAAUAAAAUCCCAAUGGAAGAGGCAAUGCAAGUGUUCUUUGUGGCAAUGUUAUGUGUUCAAGAACAAAGUGUGGAGAGACCAACCAUGAGGGAAGUUGUUGACAUGCUUGCACAAGCAAAACAACCAAACACAUUUCAAAUAACAACAAUAUGAUGAAAAAAGUGUAUGUCUAGGGUUUAUGUUGGGUUUAAUUUUUAUCACUGCUAGUAACUCAAGGUGCGUGUUUGGUUUGCGUUUUUAUUUUUUGUUUUUAUUUUUAGUAUUUUCUAUUUUUUAAGUUUUAUGAAAAAAAAUUGUUUUCACCUUUUUUUUCGUAAAAUUCUGAAAAUAGAAAUUAUUGAAAAUAAAAGAAAUAAAAAUACGAACCAAACACACUUUUAAUUUUGUUCUUUGAGUUUUCAAUUUUCUGUUUUUUUUUUUAUUUUAACUUUUAUUAACACUUAUUAGCACUAGAGUGAGAGUGAAGCAAGAGAAAUGUGUUGUGAGAACAUUUUGAAAAAGUCACUAUAUCUAUAGUUGGACCAUGAUAAAUUAGACAAAGAGAGGGGGUGGGAUCAAUGUUAAUACCAAAACUCAAGUUUGUAUCAUACAUUGGGAUUGAGAAUGAAGUUUGACUUCUUGGUUUGUGUUUGCUAA
This is a messenger RNA of Arachis duranensis, 839 nucleotides long. Its product is annotated as leucine-rich repeat receptor-like serine/threonine-protein kinase BAM3. Gene Ontology annotation, molecular function: ATP binding; protein kinase activity. Lineage: Eukaryota; Viridiplantae; Streptophyta; Magnoliopsida; Fabales; Fabaceae. Gene Ontology annotation, biological process: protein phosphorylation. The record is from RefSeq and is a predicted model, not a curated record.